Cryptosporidium muris RN66 is the source of this 2835-nucleotide messenger RNA. Its product is annotated as peptidase family M1, putative. The record is from RefSeq and is a predicted model, not a curated record. Gene Ontology annotation, molecular function: aminopeptidase activity; metallopeptidase activity; zinc ion binding. Gene Ontology annotation, cellular component: cytoplasm. Gene Ontology annotation, biological process: proteolysis. NCBI's taxonomy places the organism in Eukaryota, Apicomplexa, Conoidasida, Eucoccidiorida, Cryptosporidiidae. The transcript has a single exon. Bases 1 to 2835 code for a protein of 944 amino acids.
AUGGGUAACAAAUUAACAACAUGUGGUCUUUCAAACAUCUGUGGAGAUUCGGGGAUUUGUAACUUACACAUUUUACCAUCAUCCAACCCACAGGGCACUAUUUGUCGAAAGGACUACCAAAUUUCAAAUUUCUUAAUUGAAACAGUUUAUUUAAAUAUAUCAAUAUCCAAUAAUUGCACAAAUGUUUACUCUCGUUUAACCAUGCGUAGAAAUCCAAAGUGUGCGAACUAUCGUGCAGAUCUAGUUCUUGAUGGAGAUUGCCUUAAAUUACUCUCUGUCAAGAUAGAUGGAACUAAACUGGUAAAGAGCCUGUACAAAGGUUAUUUCCAACCAGAUGGCCCUGAUGGAAAGUUGGUUAUUACGAGUAAUAUGAUGCCAAAGAAGGAUCAACAAUUCAUUUUAGAGACUGAAGUUCAGAUUGUCCCAGAAGAAAACACACGGAAUAUGGGACUUUAUUAUUCCGGAGGUAUAUACUCUACUCAAUGUGAAUCUGAUGGGUUUAGAAGAAUAACUUAUUUCCUGGAUCGUCCAGAUAUCAUGGCAAAGUACAGAGUGCGUAUUGAAGCUGAUAAGUCUAAGUGCCCUAUUUUACUGUCUAAUGGGAAUUUAGUCGAAAGUGGUGAUAUUGUUUCGCAAUCAGACGAAGAACCCAUUAGACACUAUGCUAUAUUUGCAGACCCCUAUCCUAAACCUUGUUACUUAUUUGCAGCUGUUGCUGGUAAUUUACAAUAUAUUGAGGAUUCAUUCGUAACUAUGUCUGGACGUACGGUGAAGUUAUUUAUUUAUAGUGAGCCAAGAUUUGUAGAUAGACUAACUCUUGCAAUGGAAAGUCUAAAGCUAGCAAUGAAAUGGGAUGAGGAAAAGUUCGGUCUUGAGUAUGACCUAGAUAUAUUCAAUAUUGUUGCUGUAGAAUCAUUUAACUUUGGUGCAAUGGAGAAUAAGAGUCUUAAUAUUUUCAAUGUUAAUUGUCUAUUGGCUUCAGAUACUUUAAGUACUGAUAAUGAAUUCAUCCUAAUACUAGGAGUUGUAGGCCAUGAGUAUUUCCACAAUUACACUGGAAAUCGUGUUACAUGUAGGGAUUGGUUCCAAUUGACUCUUAAGGAAGGUCUUACUGUGUAUAGAGAUCAGGAGUUUACUAAAGGCUUGGCUGAUAGAUUAAAUCAAUUAUUACUUAAUGUUGGCUAUAUGAAGUCUAUUCAAUUUGCAGAGGAUGCUGGACCUUUAGCUCAUCCUAUCCGUCCUGAGUCAGUUCUUUCAACAAAUAAUCUCUAUACUGUUACAGUAUAUAGGAAAGGAGCUGAAGUAGUGAGAAUGUAUGAAGUAAUUUUAGGUAAGGAAGGCUUUAAAAAGGGAAUGGACUUAUAUUUUGCUCGUCAUGAUGGACAUGCUGUGACUUGCGAUGAUUUCCGUCAAGCAAUGGAAGAUGCAAACAAUGUAGACUUAACUCAGUUUGAACGUUGGUACAGUCAGGCUGGUACUCCUGAAGUUGAGGUCGUCUCUACAGUUUAUGAUAGUAAGCUGAAGACUUACUCGAUAACAUUAAGACAAAGGUGCAAUCCCUCUCCUGGUCAGCCCAGAAAGAGACCCUUCUAUAUCCCAAUUACUGUUGGUCUUUUAUGCAGAGAAACAGGAAAGGAAAUAUUACCUUCUAAAACUUUAAUUUUGAGUUCUCAACAAGAGACAUUUGUUAUUGAUAAUGUAGAGUCAGAUCCAGUUCCAUCAAUUUUGAGAGAUUUCUCUGCUCCUGUACUUCUUAAAUAUAAAACUCCCCUAACUGAUGAAGAAUUAGCCUUAUUAUUGGCUAAUGAUACUAAUCAUUACAAUAGAUAUGAGUCUGCUCAAGCUUUAUUUAGAAGAGUUAUUUUGGCAGGAGUGAACAGUGUCUCUGCAGAAUGCAGUGUUAAUGAUGUUAUUAACCAAAAUCUCUCAGAGACUAUCUACGGAUGUUUUGGAGCUCUCUUAUCUAGUGUGAAUACUUCAGCAAAUCCUGAUGGAGAUAUUAAGCCAAUAGUUGCUGCAACCACAAUUAUGUUACCAAGUUUUACUGAGAUUUUAAAUCUAGUAUCACUUGUUGAUAUAGAUACAAUUGUAACAUCUGUAAGGGCUCUACAGUGUGCUUUGGCUUCAAGAUUUGAGAACGAGAUAAUCAAUUUAUAUCAUACAGCUAAUAAAGAUCUUCUUGCAUUAGAGUCUCAAAGCCCAUUUAUUAAAGGAAAGGGUUUAAAUAUGGAGGCCAUUGGACUUCGCAAAUUGAUGAAUGUCUUGCUUGAUUAUUUGAAGUAUUACAAUCCAGAAAAAGCUUUAGAAUUAGCUUAUCAACAAUUUACUAGUAUAUCUAUGACAGCAAAGCUUGGAGCUAUUUCUGCAAUUCUUACUAUAAAUAUAGAAUCUGAGGAGUCAAAGAAGAUCUUAGACUCAUUUUAUGAACUUUGUAAUAUUGAUGCAAUGACUUUAAACAAGUUCUUUUCUAUACAUGCAUCAAUACCUAUACCUGAGACAUAUGAUAGAGUAUUUAAGUUGUAUCAGCAUCCAGAAUUCGUUGCAAAAAAGGUAAUUCCAAGUUGUUUUACAAGUCUUGUAGGAGCUUUCUCUUCAAAUAUUGUUGCAUUUAAUCGUGUUGAUGGAUCUGGUUACAAAUUUUUGGCUGAUGCAAUAAUAGAAAUUGAUAGUAUCAAUGGGAUGACAGCUGCAGAACUUUCUAGAGGAUUUUCAUAUAUACACAAGCUUGAUCCUAUUAGACAGGCAUUAAUGAAGAGUGAAAUAGAAAGGAUUCUUGAUAAGCAAGGAUUAUCCAAAGACACUAGUGAAAUUCUAAGAGGUAUUGUAAACCAGUGA